AUGCCAGCGACGUGGGGACGAGUCCUUGUAUGUGGACGAGUAGCUGCAGAUGAGGCGUCGCAUGGCGCAGCUGAGGCUGGCACUAGUCUCACGACACCGCAUAUUUUGCGGUCCGUGUGUCAUAUUCGCAUGACACGCGUGAUCACGUCGAGUGUGGCGGACCAUGCGGUGUUUCUGUCUGUGCAUGGUGAUGCCUACGUGUAUGGCCGUAACACCGAAGGUCAAUGUGGCGUGGCGUCGAUGCCGGGUGCCGUGGAUGGUGGGCUUUGGCUCUACAAUGCGACGCGCCUUGAUCGGCAGCGUGAUUUCGUGCCAUCGCUACCGGACACGGUCAAAAUUGUCGGUGGCGCCACAGGCGCGACACAUACACUUCUUCUUACGUCGCAAGGCACAGUGUAUGCUGCAGGCUCCAAUGCACAAGGCCAAUGUGGUCUAGGCGUUAUGCCUGCCUCACAACCGUUCCGACAAGUGGAUAUGCCGUUCAGCACAGGUGCUGAUCCGGUGAAGGACAUGGGAUGCACACGCACAGGUAGUGUUCUUGUGACUACAGCAGGGCAUGUGUACGUCAUGGGUUCAGCCAAGCACGGAUUCUGGGGCACAGGCCCCCUGUCAUGGCAGAGCAAAAGUGCCUCGGAGGUACGCUACGCGACCCAGACGACGCCCAUGCGUGUGCCAAGCCUGGAUGCCAUUUCAAGUAUAGCCUGUGGAGAAGAUCAUGUGGUGGCUCUUAGCGCAACACACCAAGUGUAUGUAUGGGGCCGUGGCGCCCUUUCGCGAUUAGGGUGCGGCACACAGUGGGACCAACCACAGCCUGUACGAAUUCCGCAAUUUGCCCGUGUGCCUGCAUCCGAGCAGGUGUAUGCCGUGUAUGCAGGACGUACAGUGACAGCUUGCGUGGACAACGCGUCAAGACUCUGGAUCGCUGGCACAUUUCGGACACAGGGCGACGGCAGCGCCGGUCAAUCGUUUAUUAUCUACAAGCCUUUGCCUGAGCUGGCUGAGUACGAUGUUGAACAAGUGGCCCUCGGUGCCGAUACAAUCCAGUGUACGGCUCGUCCUACCUACGACGGUGCUGCAGAGGCGGGUGCGCCGCUGCAAGUGCUAGGAUGGGGCGAAGGGGCCUUGCAUGCGGAACUAGGGUACCCAGCCACGACACCUGCUUUGCCGGAUGUGAUACCGGUCCUCACAUCUCUUCGACCUGUACGUAUCGCAAGUGGUCGGCAUACAUCCUACUGGAUUGUAGAGCCGGAUCCAUCGUACGCGGAUUUGCCGCGUUUCCCUGACUAUGUGGCGUCGUCGAGUGUAUGUUUGGUAUGCCAGCGCGGUGGGGAUGAAGACGAUGCUACGCUGUUGGAAUGCGGUCGCUGUGAGAACCCGUACCACUUGGCCUGCUUGACGCCGCCACUGGAAGCUGUGCCACCGGGUGAGUGGCUCUGUGAAUCCUGCCGGGCGCAUGAUACAGGGGGCGAGGCGGCCGACGAUGCUCCUGCGAAGACGACCCAAGCCAAGUCUGGUGCUGGAGCCCAGCGUGGACGCAAGCGGCGGCGAGCUUGA
This is a messenger RNA of Malassezia pachydermatis, 1554 nucleotides long. Its product is annotated as rcc1 blip-ii. The transcript is spliced from 4 exons. Bases 1 to 1554 code for a protein of 517 amino acids. The record is from RefSeq and is a predicted model, not a curated record. NCBI's taxonomy places the organism in Eukaryota, Fungi, Basidiomycota, Malasseziomycetes, Malasseziales, Malasseziaceae.